This is a messenger RNA of Necator americanus (New World hookworm), 432 nucleotides long. RefSeq lists its product as uncharacterized. NCBI's taxonomy places the organism in Eukaryota, Metazoa, Nematoda, Chromadorea, Rhabditida, Ancylostomatidae. The record is from RefSeq and is a predicted model, not a curated record. The coding region runs from base 1 to 432 and encodes 143 amino acids. The transcript has 6 exons.
AUGCGAAUUUUUAAAAUCCCACCAACGGCGGGAAAGAGCAUCUAUAGCCUUGCUGCGCUUGAAGUGGCUGCAUGUGGUUUCGCAUUUCUUGGAUUUUGUGCUCUUCGGCGAAGUGAAAAGUCCAGACAAUAUCUUUACGAGAACUUCCCCUCAAUAUCAAAAGUAUAUUAUUGGGCUGAGGAUUCGAUAUCAUUCGGACAAUUAACGGGAACACGACUACGUCUGAACGAUUUGCGUCGAUUAACGUUCCCUUCUAGGAUGGUGAGGCAAUCCGAUAUUCAAACGGCUAUCCUUGCUACCAGUGCCUUUAUAGCCUGUCUUACUUGGUAUGGAUUUGAAAAGUGGCAAAGGGAAAAACCUCCGCCGAAAAUUCCCGUCCAGGCGUGGGAUAAAUAUGUCGAAUUGCAGAAGAAAAGCGGCAAGGACGUCUAG